AAGCCUGCGACAACUCCUCGCACAUCCGAUAUGUCGACCUAUCAGCAGCCAAGCAGCAGCCAAAGUACGACGCACAAACCAGGAUGAUUCACCAUCAAAGCAAACAAAUAUGAGGUUCAACGAGAGGUGUGAGGUAUACACAACGGCAAAAGCGAAGCGACCAUGCCAGAUCUCGACUCGAGAGAUGUCGAGAAGAAUGCCCUGGAUUCACCUGAGAUGCACGGUCCGGAGUCGGCCACAUCCUCCACCGCCUCAGAAGGCCGCUCAAGGAACUUCCUCAGCAGCGUCAAGCAGUCCGUCGUACACGACAACUUCGAGGCUCGCGGCGUCCAACGAGUACUCCCAGCCGAGCGCAAUCCGACAUCCACAUUUGGCUUUCUCCAAAUCAUGCUUAUGUGGAUGAGCAUCAACAUGACCGCCGUCGUGAUCGUCCUGGGCUUCCUCGGGCCCAUCACUUUCUCCUUAUCCUUCAAAGAUGCCUCUCUCCUUGCAGUCUUCGGCGCAAUAGUUGGAGCGACGCCGGUCGCCUACAUCGCCACUUUCGGCCCUCGCUCCGGCAACCGCACCAUGAUCCUCACCCGAUACAUCACCGGUUGGUGGCCAUCCAAAGUCAUCGUCAUUCUCACACUCAUCAUCCUCAUGGGCUACGUCCUCCUCGACGCCGUUAUUGGCGGUCAGAUCCUCUCAGCCGUCAGUCCCAACGCUUCCCUCAGCGUCAUAGUCGGCAUCGUCAUCGUCUGCAUCCUCACCUGGAUCGUGACCGCAUUCGGCUAUUGUGUCUUCCAUCACUUCGAGCGCUACGCCUGGAUCCCCUCCCUCAUCGUCAUUUGUCUCCUCAUCGGCGUCUCCGCUCCAAAAUGGAAUCUCGAACCAGGUCCCGCUCUCCCACCUCGCACCCUCGCCGGCAACCGCCUCUCCUUCUUCUCUCUUUGUCUCGCCGCCGAAAUCACCUACGCCGAAUCGGGAGCCGACAUGUUUGUCUACUAUCCAUCCACCACUUCCCGCACAAAAGUCUUUCUCUCCACCCUCGCUGGUCUCACCCUCUCCUCCGCCAUCGCCCUCAUCACCGGUAUUGGCCUCGGCUCCGGCACUCUCACCGAUCCAGCCUGGUCCUCCGCCUACUCCGUCUCCGCAGGUGCCCUCAUCGUUGAAGCAUUCCGUCCACUCGGUGGAUUCGGCUCAUUCUGCAGCGUUCUCGUUGCACUGGGUAUAGUCGCAAAUAUGGUCCUGCCGACCUACGCUUCAGGAGUGGACUUCCAAGCGUUCGGCCGAUGGUUCGAAAGGGUCCCGCGGAUCGUGUGGAAUACCGUUGCGCUGGUCGUACCGAUGAUUGGAGCAAUCGCAGGACGAGAACACCUGGCGGAGAUCUUCUCCAACUUCCUGGCAUUGAUGGGUUAUUGGGUGUCUAUCUGGAUUGCGAUCGUGGUGGAAGAGCACAUCUUGUUCCGAAAGAUGGGAGGCAAGGGUUGGAAGUGGGAGGACUGGAAUGACAGGACGAAGCUCCCUAUCGGUAUUGCGGCGGGCGUUGCGUUCCUUGUGGGAUGGGUUGGAGCGAUUAUGGGUAUGUCGCAGGUCUGGUAUGUGGGACCGUUGGCGAAGCUGGUCAGUGAGCAGGGAGCGGAUAUCGGGAAUUAUGUUGGGUUUUCGUGGGCGUUGGUGGUGUAUCCGCCUUUGAGGUGGGUGGAGCUGAGGUGGGUUGGGAGAUAG
Molecule: messenger RNA, 1707 nt
Organism: Zymoseptoria tritici IPO323
Lineage: Eukaryota; Fungi; Ascomycota; Dothideomycetes; Mycosphaerellales; Mycosphaerellaceae
Exons: 2
Coding region: 163-1707 (514 amino acids)
Biological process (GO): transmembrane transport
Cellular component (GO): fungal-type vacuole membrane; plasma membrane
Molecular function (GO): transmembrane transporter activity
Source: RefSeq, a predicted model, not a curated record